AUGUACCUCCGAAAGCGUGUGUUUCUAAUCUCAUGCCAGGUGUCCACGCACGCACUGGUGAUGGCAAAUCCCUCACCAGAUGAGAAAGAAGACGCUGCAGUGAAGGAGAACAUGGUGUCACGGUGCAGUGUCUCUUUCAAUUCGCAGCGUCGAUUCCAGAGCACACAGAAUGCAGUUGUGGCGAGCAGCGGUAGCAGUGCUGAAAGACGCAAACGUUAA
Messenger RNA from Mesocestoides corti, 219 nucleotides. The record is from the annotation of a GenBank genome assembly. NCBI's taxonomy places the organism in Eukaryota, Metazoa, Platyhelminthes, Cestoda, Cyclophyllidea, Mesocestoididae.